Glycine soja is the source of this 1327-nucleotide messenger RNA. RefSeq lists its product as uncharacterized. The transcript has a single exon. The record is from RefSeq and is a predicted model, not a curated record. Lineage: Eukaryota; Viridiplantae; Streptophyta; Magnoliopsida; Fabales; Fabaceae. The coding region runs from base 158 to 1015 and encodes 285 amino acids.
UCACAUCCUAUAUAUCCCACACCCGAACCUCCCCACACACUUUCCUUCAUUUCACCCGAUACCUUUUUUCUUCUUUCUCUUUCUUUUUUCUCAAUUGGUGCGAAAGAAAAAAGGAACCGAAUCGCAUUACGAUAGUGGAAAACGAAAGAAAGAAACGAUGAUGCACCAGCAACAAGAGGUGGAAGAAGAAGAAGCUUCUCCUCACAACAAGGCAUCCCCUUCUCCCAGUUUCAGCAGCUACUCGUCAGAGACACUCGCCGAGAUCGCCGCCAGGGUAAUCGAGGAGCUCCGCCACGAACCUAGUUCACUCUCCGACGACGACGAUGACGCGCUUUUCCCGCCAUGGGAAAACCUAAAUGACAACGAGAACUUCCUCCCCCAAAACGACGAGCCGCCAGAACAAAACGACGACGACGAUUUCGAAUUCGCGUUCGUUUCGCGAGACUUGGCUUCUCCCGUCUCCGCCGACGACAUUUUCUACAACGGCCAGAUCAAGCCCAUGUACCCAGUCUUCGGCGUUGUUCCGUCAAACGACGCCGUUUUAAGCUUUUUUCCGAAUAAUAACAAUAUUGCGCCCACUCCGCGGCGCCGUCUUCCUUUACGUAAGCUAAUGUUCGAGGAGGGCGAAACGGCGUCGUGCUCGUCGUCAACGGACGAGAGCGUUGACCUGGAGGGGGUCGCGGAAGGCGCGUACUGCGUGUGGACACCGAACUCCGUUGGGAGUGAGCGGAAAAAGAGCAACUCGACGGGGUCCACAUCGAAACGGUGGAAGCUUCGUGUUCGGGAUUUGCUUCUUAGGAGCCACAGUGACGGAAAGAAUAAUAAUAAACAAGAGCAACAAAAGCAACGGGAUUUGUUUCGGAUUGCGACGAAGCCUCAAAACGGGAGCGUGGGAACGGAACAGCAACAUCAUGUGGAACAGAACAAGAGGAAGUCCUUCUUGCCUUACAAGCCGGAAUUGGUUGGACUUUUUACUAACGCCAAUGGCCUUGGUCGGAAUUUGCGCCCUUUUUGAUUUUUUUUUUUUUUCAAAACCUGAUGCAGUAGUGUUUAUUCUUUUUCUGUAAAUUCUGUGGAAAUUUUAAGGGUAUUUUCUUCUCUUUCUCUUUGUUGUUCAGAAUUCAAGCAUUUAUUAUGAUGAGCUUUCUAGUUUGUGGUGGGGCUAGUUUGUAUUUGAAAUGGCGUGCUAGUGGGAUUUGUAUAGAUUAAGAUGAAGAUGGUGAGGCGUAUAUGGGUUUCUUUUCGGUCCCUACUCAAGUCUAUGAUGUAUGUAAAAUUAUAAAUAAAUAUAAAGGGUAAAUUACUUUUGAAGUUUAAUAAAAUUUUA